This is a messenger RNA of Salvia splendens (bonfire salvia), 1303 nucleotides long. Its product is annotated as E3 ubiquitin-protein ligase AIRP2. Gene Ontology annotation, biological process: protein ubiquitination. Gene Ontology annotation, molecular function: ubiquitin protein ligase activity. NCBI's taxonomy places the organism in Eukaryota, Viridiplantae, Streptophyta, Magnoliopsida, Lamiales, Lamiaceae. Bases 304 to 1137 code for a protein of 277 amino acids. The record is from RefSeq and is a predicted model, not a curated record. The transcript has 6 exons.
UUGUAGAUAUAAAUAAAGAAAAUAUACUAUACAAUGAUAUGAAUCCUCCACGUGCCCUCUCCUUCUCUCAUAGUUUUGUCUGCAAUUGCACCGAAGAAGUGAGAAGGGAACUCUUAACACAAAAUUCUAUCAAAUUUAUGCACACCGAUUUACUAUUUCCUCAAUCAAACUUUCUAGAGCUACGACCGAUAAAUACUCUUCUGCAUUUCUUUCGACUUUCAUUUCUAAUUUUGUGGAAUUUUGAGUGGCGAUCAUCGAUACUGAUAUUGUAUCCGUGAGGCGGAGAAAUUGUUCGGAUUGGAGAUGAUGCAUGUGAGCGGCGGAGCUUCAGUGCGUCGGCGCUCGUUUAGGGAUUCGAUCAAACUGCUCGAAGCUGAUAUCCAGCAUGCUAAUACUCUAGCAUCGGAUUUUCCACGCGAGUAUGAUGGUGCAUGCUUGCAGAUGAGGAUGUCGUACAGCCCUGCAGCGCAUUUCUUCCUUUUUCUAGUACAAUGGAGUGACUGUCGUCUUGCUGGCGCACUUGGACUGUUGAGAAUCCUGAUUUACAAGGUGUAUGUUGAUGGCGCCACCACUAUGUCUACCCACGAGAGAAAAGCUAGCAUUAGGGAAUUCUAUGCUGUUAUUUAUCCCUCUUUACUUCAACUUCAGAGCGGUGUUACUGAUUCAGAAGAUGAGAGGCGGAAACCUGUAUGGAUGGAGAGAUACAGGAGACGAGAUGAGGAAAAGCAUGAGCAUUGCUCAGAAGUAAAUCUUCAAGGGGAAGAAGAAUGUGGAAUUUGCAUGGAGAUGAGAAGUAAAGUACUGUUGCCAAACUGUAACCAUGAGAUGUGCCUCAAGUGCUACAGAGAAUGGCGUUCAAGAUCACAGUCAUGCCCAUUUUGCCGUGAUAGCCUAAAGAGGGUAAACUCGGGUGAUCUGUGGAUCUUUCUGAAUGGCAGGGAUGUAAUAGACAUGUCAGCUAUUACAAGUGAGAAUUUACAGAGGUUGUUCACUUAUGUAGAUAAAUUGCCUCUGAUCAUCCCUGAUACCCUAUUCAAUGCAUACAACAAACAUAUAAGCUCGAUUUGGAAGCUUAAGUGGUUCAUCCUACUACUGGUAAUGGACCCAACCUUGCUUUAUGUGAGAAUUGGAGAAUGACAAUGUAAAUGAUUGUAUCCGUUUCAUGUAUAAAUAACUAGUGAAUGCAUCUAGGUAGGACUUUAUGAAUGCACUAUAGGUAGGACUCGUGUUACUCGUAUUAGUCCACGACUCUUCUUAUUCUUGUCUACUUAUGUUUGCCAAAAUAAAUAAGCGUUUUAGGUAA